Molecule: messenger RNA, 603 nt
Organism: Eimeria tenella
Lineage: Eukaryota; Apicomplexa; Conoidasida; Eucoccidiorida; Eimeriidae
Exons: 3
Coding region: 1-603 (200 amino acids)
Source: RefSeq, a predicted model, not a curated record
AUGCAGGACCCCGAAGACACAGUGCUCGCCCACAGCCUCUACGACCCCCACUUGGAGCCUCAGGAAGCUGAUGGAGAACUUGAAGACUCUUCAAUGUUGCCUUUUAAAGGAGUGGGAUUUGAAGUGGAGAAGAGGGACCAGAGAGCAGCAGCUGUUGAAGAGGCCGCAGCAGCAGCAGCAGCAGCAGCAGCUGCUGCUGCUGCUGCUGCUGAACAAGAAGACGAGGAGUCUUUCGCAGAAGCUGAAAGCGAAGGAGAACAGCAGCAGCAGCAGCAGCAGCAGCGGCUGCGCUGCACUGGUUCAAGAGCGCGGGCGGCGCGGCCGCUGCUGCUGCGGGUGGGGAGCUUCGGAAUUGGAAUUAAAGUUCCGAGUUGGGAGCAAUUUGCAGUUUGCGAGGAUUUGGGUGGGAAGAGGCGGCUGGCGGCGCGGGACGGGGCUGCAGCAGCAGCAGCAGCAGCAGCAGCAGCAGCAGCAGCAGCAGCAACGGCAGCCUCGUGCGGCAGGGCUGGCAAAGGCAGCUCGAUCCUUUCCCCCUCAGCAGAGGCCAAAUGGCGCGGCGAAGGGGACUUUGAGGGCCUGCAGUGUCUGAAAGAGGAGGAUUAA